AACAGCAAGUCUGUUUGCUUUUCUAUCACAACAGCUUAGCAGAGAAGUCUGGUACUGGCUCUGUUACAGUUCUGCUGAAACUCACACAUUGGGACUGAUUGUUUCUCUGUUUCAGCUGCGGGCUCGUUUGAUGAUGAGUGUCGUUGCAGUCCAGUCUGUGAAAAUGGUGACAGCCAACAUGUUGCUGAGUUUCUUCUUUGUUUCAGGUGCUCUGGCUGCUUGUCCUCCCAAUCCAUCCCUAUUCAUUACUGCACCAAAGAAGAUGGAAGCACUGAGUGGAUCUUGUCUGAUAAUCCCAUGUAACUUCAGUGCUAAACCAGAUCAGGACUUUAACAGCACAAGAACCUUUGGAGUGUGGAUUAAAAGUGACUCCAGAUUUAUCAACAAUAUAAAUAAUAUUAUUUUCAACAGUAGUGGGACAGUUACCACCUAUCCAAUGAAUAUUACUGGAGACCUGAGUCAGAAACAAUGCACCACCUUGUUUUCCGGUUUAAUCACAAGUUACACUGACACAUACUUCUUCAGAAUUGAGAACGGGCCAUUUCUGGCAACAGCUUCUUGUGAUCCUCUUCAAAUAACAGUUCAAGAUUCCCCCCCGAGCCCCAGAAUUGAGAUCUCAGGUGAUCUGAAGGAGAAGGAGUCUGUCACUAUAAGCUGCUCAGCUUCCACUCCCUGUCCACACUCCCCUCCUAAACUCACCUGGAAUCUCCAACAAGACCCUCCCAACAACAUAGAGGAGAACACAGAUCAGACCUUCACAACUAAAAUCCAGAAGACCAUCACUCUGUCAGACACACAUGAUGGAUUCACCAUCAACUGUUCUGCCACAUAUCCUGUGAAUGAAGGAAGAGAAGUCAAGACAGCAGAGGAGAGAAAGACUCUCAGUGUUUCAUAUACUCCCAAGGACACCUCAGUGUCCAUCAGUCCAUCAGGUUUGGUGUCAGCAGGUAGCUGGGUGAACCUGACCUGCUCCAGCAGAGCCAAGCCUCCCGCCAGCUUCAGCUGGUUCAAGAACAGCAAAGAUGGAGCCGUCAGUGUAGCUGAAGGAGACUUUUACAGCUUCAAAGUGACCAGUGUGACAGAUAUAGAAGAUUAUUACUGUAUGGCCACAAAUGUUCUCGGUAAUCAGACGGCAUCGUGGAUUCAUUUGAAGAGUGCAGCUGUUGGAGGGAUGAUUGUCAUCAUCCUUAUCAUCAUCAUCAUCAUCAUCAUCAUCUGCCUUGCUGUCUGUGUUUGGUGGUUUAAGACGAAACAUCCAACUCCCCAGCAGCCUCAGAGUCAAAGAGGUGAAGAGAUGAGUCUCCAAAUGCCAGCCAGCAAAACAGAAGAAGACAUCCAUUAUGGAGAGAUCAACUUCUCCAGGCAGAGACCUGAACCGUCCUCGUCCUCAGAGCAGGACAGAGGACAGCAGCAGGACACGCUGUAUGCACAGGUCAAAGUGUCCCAGACAGCAAACAGCCGAACACAGACUGCUGACGGCCCAGAGGAUCUCUACGCUCAAGUGAAGAAAAAAUGAGUGCCGGUUUGUGAAAACAUUUGGGUUGGAUUCAUUAUAUACCUUUCUGUUUGACUCAUACAAUAAGUUGUAUAAUGUUAGUUAUUAUAGAAAGACACCGAAACCUGGACAAGAAAAAGACAUCUUUACUGCCCAGUCUCAUAAAGGGGAACUCAAAGCCUCCACACCCUGCAGCUCAGAUAGUUCUCCCAGUCAUAUUUACUAUAAUUCAUAUUUGUGACUGACCUCAGAGUUGUCAUGUGAUUGGUAAUCUGCAUAUCAGUUCGCUGCAGAUGAAAGUCCCAAAUAGGGAACUAUUCUAAAGGACAUGUAAAUGAAUUAUAGUGAACUUGACACCAGAAGCAGUUCUGUACACAUUAACAAUGUAAAGAUUAUAUUUAAGUUUCAAAUGUUUGUCUCAAGUAAAUGUGAUAUUUUACAGAUUUUUAACCAUGCA
Messenger RNA from Perca fluviatilis (European perch), 1952 nucleotides. Its product is annotated as sialic acid-binding Ig-like lectin 14. The record is from RefSeq and is a predicted model, not a curated record. Lineage: Eukaryota; Metazoa; Chordata; Actinopteri; Perciformes; Percidae. The transcript has 8 exons. The coding region runs from base 131 to 1516 and encodes 461 amino acids.